Emiliania huxleyi CCMP1516 is the source of this 894-nucleotide messenger RNA. RefSeq lists its product as hypothetical. The transcript is spliced from 6 exons. Lineage: Eukaryota; Haptophyta; Isochrysidales; Noelaerhabdaceae. The record is from RefSeq and is a predicted model, not a curated record. The coding region runs from base 1 to 894 and encodes 297 amino acids.
AUGAUCGGCGACGCCGUCAUUGUCGACCUUCGUACCGGACCAGGGUUCGCGCACGCAUUGGCCUCGACGCUGCUCAAUGUACGAGAGCUUCUUGACGAGCAAUGGGUGGUGCACGCCUGGGUGUCAGCAGACGCCAACCUCUCCCGUACCGUGCGCCAGCGCCUCUACAAGCUGAGCGGCCUCCGUCAUGCGCUCCGUUGCGCCAAUGCCGGGACGUGCGCCGCUCUACGGCUGAAGCGCAUGACGGGAGAGAAUUCGAGGGCGUGGUACAACCGGCUCAUCCUGAAGACUGACUUCUGGAGGUCCUUCUCCGCGCCGCACGUGCUGCUAUUUGAACUCGACACCUGCCUCUGCCCGUCGCCCACCUGGUCGCUGCGGCACUUCGUCGACGAAGGCUACUCGUACAUCGGGGCGCCGUGGCACCCGAGAAGCGUCAUUAGCCCGGACGAUCAGCGUCCCGAUGGCGCCUUCCACGACGGCGCCUUUGCCUGCGUCGGCAACAGCGGCCUCUCGCUCUGGCGGCGCCAAGACGUGCUGACGCUGCAACCGGCAGCGUCUAGCGACGACUUUCUCGAGUGGCGCACGGUGAUUGCCGACAUGUGGCUCUCGGCGCAGCUGCAGUCGAAACGCUGGCGUGGGCUUGGCCUACGCGGCGUGCCCAACGCCAGCGAGGCGGCGCGCUUUGCCAUCGAAACCUACGGAUACCGCGACACCGGCGUGCCUGUCGGCGUGCACCUGAACGCGCUGCAACGGCGGGAGCCAAAGCGGGCACUCUUGCAGGCGGAGCACGAGAGAAUGCUGGUGCUGAAGUGCCCGCCCGUGGCCUCAGUCUUCUACAGAUGGGACGAAACGCGGCACGGCUCUGUCGGGGCAGCCCCCGAGAAUCGCGGCUGA